Molecule: messenger RNA, 1882 nt
Organism: Esox lucius (northern pike)
Lineage: Eukaryota; Metazoa; Chordata; Actinopteri; Esociformes; Esocidae
Exons: 8
Coding region: 95-1540 (481 amino acids)
Source: RefSeq, a predicted model, not a curated record
GUUGCCAUGAUUUGAACAAAAUUGAUGAUUAUCAUCCACUUUAUUCUUACCAGAGAGGUACUCGGUGGCUCAUUCCUCUUAAACACACACCAACAUGGAACUUGUGAAAAACUAUGUCAAGAAAGCAAUGCCAUCGCUCAGUAGCGAUCAGAUGGAUACACUAAUGGCUAAACUGGAGGAAUUAGGAGUUCUCUCUGUAGAUGACCUGAGCCUUGUGGACCCGGAGGACAUUAAAGACACUCUGCCAUUCAUUCAGUGCAAAAGAUUCGUCAGAGCUGUCAAAGCAUUGGAAGCAGAUUCACAAGCUCCACCGCAGUUUACCAGGCCUGGCCCCUCAUCAACACCUGAGCCACAGAGGUUACAGCUGCCCUCAACACCACCUGAGACAGCCGACUCCCCAUCCCAAGACACAUAUUCUGUUCCAUGGCACAAAUUUGCCUCAAAAGUCAUGGAUGACUUGCGUGAAAAGAAGUACAUGACUUGCGGGAAAGACAGACGAGAGAUGGUUCGGAUCGUCGCUGAAGAUUACCUCCACAAACACCCAGGAAGACCUGGUAGACAAAAGCUGAGGGAACUCGCCAGUAUGAUUGUAGGACAAUAUCCUGCCUCCUUCAAGCUGACAGAGCCAUUUGGAAACGAACCUUUUGCAAAAGAUGGUUCUGAAACUGUCUUUCGUCAGCUGGAACACAGAAUUGAAAAUAUGAAGAGGCCACAAAGCUCACUGAGGAGGCGAGCAGGGGGUGAAAAUUCAACAAAGAAAAGGCCCAGGAAUUCAGAUCUGUAUGGAUGUGUGGCGUGGGAUCCAAUCAUUGAGGGGACUGUGUGUAGAGAAGACCUGCUGUCUAAACGAGAUGACUUGAAACGUGCCUUUCAAACCCGGGAUCUUCAGGAGUCAUCUGUUCGAAAAUUGAUGACUGAAACAUAUCCCAUUCAGCGUGAAAUCCUCAACGAUGCUGAUACCCCUAUUGGCGUUGUAAAGGACGAGUGGCCGUUCCUGUUUGAAGUUCCUCACCUGUUUGAUCAUGCAUCUAAACUUCUUGGCUUCUCUGUACAAAACAAGCUGGCACAGGAACUUUCCAAAAAAGAAAAGGGGAUCAAUGACUUCCUUGACUCCAAAGGGAUGAAGAUGGGCGAAGGUCCAAUACAGCUCAUCUGUGGCAUUGCAAAAUACUUCAAGGAAGACUCUUAUAAACUCUUCGACAAAAAAGAGAUCUCUGCAGAUCCUGAAGUCGAACUCCCAGUGACCCCAUGCAUCCUAGUCAGAGGUGACCAGCAAUUCAAGAUUGCUCUUGAUGGGUUACUUGUCAAUGACCACAUCACCUCUCCCAUUGUGGCCUUGAGCUACGUCUUCUCCAUGUUUUAUGUCUGCAACAUCCAAUACCCACCGGAGAUGGCUUUUACUCUCGAAUUCAUGCAGAGAGUUUUCUUUGGGAUCAAUCCUGAGCGAGGCUCCAAGGCAGAGAAGAAGGGGAAGAAACGGCACUUCAUUCCUCCACAGAAAGGUCAGACACUGGUUGCAGAGCUCUGCCUGUCGGUGUGAUAUGUGGAGUUGGAGGUGUAGGUUUCUGCAUCCUCCUGGAGGGGGCUCCUCAUUUUGCACUGACAGGUGAGACAGCAACAGCAAUGCUGGCAGUUUUAUUGUCUUAUUUUGUCAAUGUCUUUAACAAAUACAAUUGUUAUUAAUGCCUGUCAGCCUGUGGGUGCUAAAAAGUUGCUAGAUUUGGCAGCUCCCUGUUAAAGGACAUGGCUGUAGUUCUUUGAGAGAACAGCUGGUUUAUGUAUGUAAAAUUGCUCUGAAUGUGAAGGUGAUGUUCUGAAUGUUUUAAUGGUUGUAAUGUAAAUAUUGCAAUUCAUUCACCACAAAAAGUGCAAUCACUUUAAA